UGAUCAACAUCACCCAUCUUUCUUUUUUUUUUUUCCAUUUUGCAGUAGAAUUGAUGGCAACCCAAUCUCUGGCAAAAUUCCUGCUUUCAUUGGAAACUGGAAGAACCUCAGGACGUUAGCCAUGCUAGGUACCUCCUUGGAAGGGCCUUUCCCUUCCAACGUUUCUGCAUUAGAAGCCUUAACGGAAUUGAAGGUGUCGCCUCUGAUAGGAGGUGAUGGGAAGUUUCCACCAUUACAGAGAAUGCCAUAUAUGCAUAUAUUGAUUUUGAGGAACAUAUCACUAUCUGGUGAACUGCCUGAUUAUAUACAGAGUAUGACAAAGCUCAAAACCUUAGAUUUGAGUUUUAACAAUUUGACUGGGAAGAUUCCAUACACGUUUGGCAGCCUGAAGAAUAACCUUAAGUAUCUGUUUCUUACCAAUAACAAGCUAAGUGGAGAAAUACCAGGCUGGAUAUUGGAUAGUGAUAAAAAUUAUGAUCUAUCAUACAACAACUUUGACAGCUCUCACCCACCAGAGAAGUGCUCUACUGGGGUGAACUUGGUGUCCAGUUAUUCAACAUCAAGCAAUAACACGAUUCCAACAUGUUUUAGGAAAAACUACCCGUGUUCCGGACAGGCAAAAAAUUCCGAAUUGUUCAUAAAUUGUGGUGGUGGCCAGAUGACCAUAGGAAAAUAUGUGUACCAAGAGGAUGACGAGAACCGAGGGCACAAAGUUUCUGAAGAAAAUUGGGCUAUUAGCUCAACCGGGUACUUUCUGAACAGUGAAGAACAAACAUAUACUGCAAGUACUAAAAGGCAAAUGUUGAACACUCCCAAUCCAGAAUUAUACACGAACGCUCGUCUCAGUGCUCUCUCUCUCAAGUACUAUGGUCUAUGCCUUCAAAAUGGAAAUUAUACAGUUGUUUUACACUUUGCUGAGAUAAUAUUCACUGAUGAUCAGACUUACUCCAAUCUAGGAAGGCGCUUAUUCGAUGUGUCAAUCCAGGGGAAGAAAGUUUUGCAAGACUUCAAUAUUGCAAAAGAAGCUAAUGGUACAGGUCGGGCAAUAACCAAGAGCUAUAAUGCAAAUGUAACGAACAACACUUUGGAGAUUCACUUUCAAUGGUCUGGAAAAGGUACCAUGGAGGUUCCUCGCAAGGGUGUGUAUGGACCUUCAAUUUCAGCUAUCUCAGUUACACCCAACUUUAAGCCCGUUGUAUACAGCGCGAGUGAUAGUUUCAGCAAUAACAAUGGUAAGCUUUCCACUGGGGCUAUUUUGAGUAUCGCAGCCGCUGGAGGUGUGCUGAUUGCAUUGAUCUCAGUAUUCAUCUGGUUUUUCUGGAGAAGAAAAAAUGCUGAAAACUCUGAACUUCGAGGCCUGGACUUGCAGACUGGAUACUUCACCUUAAGACAGAUCAAAGCUGCAACUGGUAACUUUAAUCCUGCAAAUAAGAUAGGAGAAGGUGGAUUUGGACCAGUUUACAAGGGAGUUCUACCAGAUGGCUCUUUGAUCGCUGUGAAGCAACUUUCUUCAAAGUCAAAGCAAGGAAAUCGUGAGUUUAUAAACGAGAUAGGCAUGAUAUCUGCUUUGAAUCAUCCCAAUCUUGUCAAACUAUUUGGAUGUUGCAUUGAGGGGAACCACUUGCUACUGGUAUAUGAAUACAUGGAAAACAACAGCCUUGCCAAUGCUCUGUUUGGUCCUGGAAAAACCAGGCUUACACUGGAUUGGCGAACACGAUGUAGCAUUUGCCUUUGCAUAGCUCGUGGGCUGGCGUAUCUCCAUGAGGAGUCAAGGUUGAAGAUUGUUCAUCGAGACAUAAAGGCAACCAAUGUGAUUCUUGAUAAAGAUCUCAAUGCAAAAAUUUCUGACUUCGGUUUGGCUAGACUUUUUGAAGAAGAUGAAAGUCAUAUAAGCACUCGGAUUGCAGGAACCAUAGGAUAUAUGGCACCUGAAUAUGCAAUGAGAGGUUAUUUGACAGACAAAGCGGAUGUUUAUAGUUUUGGAGUGGUCAUGUUAGAAAUUGUCAGUGGAAUGAUCAAUGGGGGUCGCAGGGAAGAGGAGGAAUGUGUGUGUCUUCUUGAUUGGGCUGCCAUCCUACAAGAGCGGGGUGCCUUACUUGAAAUUGUCGACAAAAGUCUCGGUCCACACUACUUAGAGGAAGAGGCACUGCUGUUGUUGAAUUUGGCUCUCAGAUGCACUAAUAAUGUUCCGGCACUUAGGCCUACAAUGUCCACUGUGGUGAGCAUUCUAGACGGUCAGAUGCCCCCAUGGAGUUGGCAGUUGUUAUUUUUUAAUCCACCACACAAUAUUUAGUCCACAUCACUUGCCGCUU
Messenger RNA from Dioscorea cayenensis subsp. rotundata (Guinea yam), 2312 nucleotides. RefSeq names its product probable LRR receptor-like serine/threonine-protein kinase At1g53440. Lineage: Eukaryota; Viridiplantae; Streptophyta; Magnoliopsida; Dioscoreales; Dioscoreaceae. The record is from RefSeq and is a predicted model, not a curated record. The coding region runs from base 122 to 2293 and encodes 723 amino acids. The transcript has 18 exons. Gene Ontology annotation, molecular function: protein binding; protein kinase activity; ATP binding. Gene Ontology annotation, biological process: protein phosphorylation.